Messenger RNA from Scophthalmus maximus (turbot), 5035 nucleotides. RefSeq names its product prostaglandin D2 receptor 2. The record is from RefSeq and is a predicted model, not a curated record. Gene Ontology annotation, cellular component: plasma membrane. The transcript is spliced from 3 exons. Gene Ontology annotation, molecular function: complement receptor activity; G protein-coupled receptor activity. Gene Ontology annotation, biological process: inflammatory response; phospholipase C-activating G protein-coupled receptor signaling pathway; positive regulation of cytosolic calcium ion concentration. Lineage: Eukaryota; Metazoa; Chordata; Actinopteri; Pleuronectiformes; Scophthalmidae. The coding region runs from base 198 to 1577 and encodes 459 amino acids.
GGCGGGGAUUCAGUGAGUGGAGAGCUGUAGAAAGUGACAGAACUGGAGGGAUGAGUGCCUCGGACAUGAAGACAAAGAGGACAGAACAGGAACAGGAAGAUUUGAAAGGUUCAGAUUUUCCUCUCUCGUCUGUGAGUGUAACCUAACGUCUAGAUUUCUUUUUUCCCAUGCUGCUCUGAUAAUCCCAACGAGCACCAAUGUCAAAUGCGACCAGCGGGGGGCUCUUCUGCCCCCUACUGCAGGAGAUGCGGGCGAACAGCCUCAACAACAACAAACAGGCCAAUUAUGUGGUGGUUGGCAUCCAUGGCCUGGUUUCCUGCCUGGGGAUUUUGGAGAACCUUCUGGUCCUCUGGGUGGUUGGCUUCCGCCUCCACCAACGCACCGUUGCCUCCGUCUGGGUGCUCAACCUGGCCCUGUCUGACUUCCUAGCCACCCUGAUGCUCCCCUUCUUCACCUCUUACCUUUACCACUCCCACAGCUGGGAACUUGGAAAUGCACUCUGCAAGACCCAGGCUUCUAUCUUCUUCUUGAACAUGUUUGUGUCGGCCUUCCUGCUGGCAGCCAUUUCACUGGACCGCUUACUACUGGUGGUCAAGCCAGUGUGGAGCCAGAACCAUCGGUCGGUGGCAGGAGCGUGGAAGGUGUGUGCACUGGGUUGGCUAUGGGCUGCAGUGAAUACAGUACCUUACGCCAUGUUCCGCUCAGUUACCAAGAGACAGAAUGGGGGGAAUUUGUGCUAUCAUAAUUUCGCUUUGAUUUUAUCCUCUCAAAUCACUGCGGAGAGAGAUUGCGAGGUGAGGCAAGCUGCAACAGCCAUCUCAAAGCUACUGCUCGCAUUCCUGUUCCCCUUGGUGGUGAUUGCAGGCAGCUACGUGCAAAUAGGUCUCAUCCUGAGGAACAGGAGCAGGAGGAGGAAACAGAGCUCCGCUGGACUAACUGAUGCACUGGUCGUGCCAAACACAGACAGGGCAACAGGAAGAAAAACAACUCCAAUCUUUCUCAAGCCUCCACCUUUAACCUUGACACCAACCACCAUGACCCCCACCACCUCUAAUCAAUCCAACCAGGGCCGGCUGUCCCAGAGCUUCAUCAAAAUGGUGACCUUUGUUAUCACGGCAUUUGCAUUGUGUUGGGCUCCCUAUCACAUCUUCUGCAUUAUAGAGUUGACAGCCCACUACCACAGGGACAAUCUCAAAUUGGUGGAGGUGGGACUUCCCCUAGCUACAACCAUUGCAUUCUUGAACCCGGUGUUGAACCCCAUCCUGUACGUCUUCAGCUGCCCAAACUUCUGUGUGAGGAUAAAACAAAGUCUGGGAGCCGUGUUUGACGGCCUGGUCGAAGAAGAAGGUGGGUUUCUAAUGGUCCAAGGAAAGGGUAUCAGAGCUCAUAUCAGGCGGAAAAGCAGUCGAGAUGUGAGCCCUGCAGCACCAGGGUCAUCAAACGGGCCCACUUCUCCCCGUAGAUCACCGGACACUGCACUUCCCCCUUUCCCUCUGCCCUUGGCCACUGAAAGUCUUGAAGACCUUCACGUGGAGAAUACAGGACCAGAUUCAAAAAUUGACAUUGAGCAUAGGUGAUGUAUAACUGGUCUUUUUGGUUUAUGUUUAAGUUAGUGGAAUUUUGAAAAUGGGCCUCAUAUGCCUUAGUGUACAUGUAGGCUUAAUUAAAUAGGUCAUAUCGGGACGUAUUGCAUAAAAGCUGGGGCCGGCGCAGUUUAGUACAGACAUUUGUUUUGCAGAGAGGAUGGAUCCUACUGGGGCCACCAUGAGGUCGACGAUUUGGUUGUUAUGAAAUGUCUUUAAAAACUAGUGCCCGGAAAUCUGCCCUGGUACAAACAUUCAGGAGUCAAAGGUUAAAUAAAUUCACCUCCCAGAGUGUGAAGAUGAAUAAAGGGAGACAACAAAAACAUUUCUGCUGCAUUAGAUUAUGUUUAGAAUAACUUUUUUUUUUCUGAUCUUUCUUCUUUUUAAUGUGAAUUACCUUAUAAAUAGUUUUCCCUCUUUAGGCAACUAAAAUGGAUUCAAAUGAAACAUUGUGCGAAAAGGAAAAUCCUAUGCAAAUUGUGACAAGGGGACACAAGUGCACGGUGCUUAUUUACAAUGGGAUCACUGCUGGAGACUGGGUACUCGUGCUAUGCAAAAUUUGCCCACUAGAGAGCAGUAUAGCACCGACAGCAUGAUCCGACGUGAAAUUAUAUGGUAGGAUUAUGCUUUUCAGGUCCUGUAAUCCAGAAGCCCUUUAAAUCUGAACAGCUGAAUGUCUGACCACCUUUCUGAGUGAUUGGAUUUGAUCAUGUCUGAUAUCCAUUUUGAUUGACUAUCUCAUUGUCGCCGCCGCCACCACAGUUGUCUGGUUCCAUCACACACAAUUGGACACACGCACACACGCACAGGCUGAGGUGUAAUAUAGGCCACAGCAAUGUGGGAUUACCACGCGAGGUAGUUGUAAUUUGGAGAGAAUAUCAGAGAAUGAAGAUUCAGAAUAUAAAGAGAGAGCAGGAUUAAACCAGAACCUAAACGGGUCAGAUUGACAUACAAAGUUCCAAUUUUCUCGCAACCUUUCACUUCCAGCGGAUUAACCCCCCCCCCAUUUCGAUUGGUACAUUUCUAUCUGCAUUGCGUCUUUUUUUGCUGCACAGCAAAUGCCGAACAAAAGAAGGAAGUAGGGACUAAAGAAGAAGAUGACAUGCAACAUACAUUAACUGAAGGUUUUAUGUCCAAAACAUGUGGAUUGCAGAACAAGUCUACGGUGAAAAAAUGUUUUGAUGGAAUCUUUUAAGCGACUGUGUCAAAAUUUGUAUCCAGCUGGCAGUGGGUCAGCUGUCGCUCAAAAGGUUGAUUUGUCAGUUGUUGUUGUUGUUGUUGCUGUUGUGGCCAAUAAUAACCAAUCAUUCAUCAGCUCUUUAUAUAAAAAUAUAUAUAUUUACAGUUUUACUAUGCCUGCUAGGAAUUUGGCAAAUGCACAUUCCAUGUCUAGUCUGCAGUUUGAUGGCUUUGUGAAAACUAUUGUCACGGUUCAAAUUUGGGUGCACAGUCAUCAAAUUGGACUUGCUUUUUGUUACUGUUGAUGAAAUGUGCUGAGCCACUCCCAUGCUGUAUUCAACAUGUUGCGAAAGGGUGUUUCAGUUUUCUUUUCUGUGUCAAAAGUAGGAUCGAAAGAAGGUAUUAAUAUCCCUGGAGAGACAAUAAGGUACAACACGUCUACACAAUUAGAUACGGCCCCAUCUUAUUGUGUAGUUGUGCUGUAACCACAGUCAUUAUCGCACAGUCCCAGAGUGGUUCAGUGCAUGGAGGGGGUUAGAGCAUCCAGGGGGUUAGCAACAGUGAGACCACUGACAACAGAAGACGCAGAAAACGACAGAGCCAGAGAGAUUAUAUGAAGGGCUGUGGGGCAGUUCGGUGGUAAGUAUUGCCUUAAAGGGGUUUAAUGCACCGCUGCAGCGCUCACAGCUGACAGAUGCUCAUGGAGAAUUUAAGUUGAGUCACAAAUCACCAUGUACUAAAAUAUUGACCCAUGCAUACACAUAUACUGUACAAAGAAGACGAACACACAUUGUUUUAUAGCCAAAAAGUUGCAUUGUAUGAAGGUAAAUAUUUUUUGCAAAGGGCAAGCGCUUGUAGACUGUUGUGAACUUCAAAUGUGAGAUAAGAUAAGAUAAGAUAGAACAUUAUUCAUCCCAUGCCCGGAAAUGUAAUCGUUACAGCGGCAGAGUAUCACAAAAAAAAAAAAGAGAAAAAAAACUGUACUUAAACUUGCGUUUAAAAAAACAGUAAACGUGUAUGUUGAAAUUCGGCACUCAUUCGCAAACAUGUCACUGGCAGCUUCCAUGUCGCGUCUCAUAUGUACUGCGGCAAAUAUGAUUCCAAAAAAGUGAGCAUUUAUUCACAGCCACCUACAAGAAAAAAUACAUUUAAGAAAAUCUAACUCUUGGAAGAUUGCAUUGAGCUGGAUUCGACCUCACCACAGCAAAACUGAACAUAUCUGAUAAUCACCAUGAGCUACGCCCACCACUUCAUGUGCUGGUGUCACAUUAUGACAAACAUAUUCUGUGACGAUCUAACUCAGGCAACACUGUCAAAACACACAAUUUCUAACACUGAGCCCAGAGCCGGCCCUAGAAUAUAUGGGGCCCUAUGCAGAAUUUGACUGACUGAGCCACAGAAAGAGUAUAACACAAGUGGUAAUAAUUGAAGCCUUUGUAAAUAAUCUAUUUGUUUUCGACUACUACUACCCAAAUGAAAAUGUUUCCUGGAUGCUGAAAUAAUUUCUUUCAACACAUGACGGACACCAGCACACAAAGUAGCGGGAGUGGCUCUUUUGCUGCGGUGAGAUCGAAUCCACCUCGAUGCGAACUUACAAGAGUUAUAUGGUACAUAUGGGAUGCGUUGCCAAAUGUCGCCCAGGCCCAAAUUCAGUCUCCAAGCGCUUGCAUGUCGCAACUGCCACUGCGCGUAUCACAUUCAUACACUGCCGGAAGAGCUGCCAGAGGCAAUUUAAGGGUUUUAGCGUCUUGCCCAAGGACACAUCGGCAUUCAGACUGGGGGAUGCUGGGAUGGAACCGGCAGACCUUCGUGUUGAUGGGCGACCGACUCCACCUCCUGAACCACAGUGUGGAUUUUAUGAUGUGAGUACUCAGUUCACAUGGGUCGGACCUCUACGGACCACACCCAUCUCCCAAACGCGGCCUUGAUUUGAGCUGCGCACCUGCUAAGUUCUGUGGCUGCGUCUUGCACAGUGACACUGACAAGAUGUGUCAACGGGCAGACAGACCUUUAAAUACCUGCCAGAGCACUGUGCUAGUUCCCACGACAGGAGCUGUUUCCAGGAGCAUAUUUUGUAAUGAUCUCACACACACACAAACACACGCACAUGCACAUGCACACGGCCCCUCGGCCAAGACUGUUGAAUAUUGCAGGGUAUGUACUUGCAACUGUGUAAAUAUCAUUAUAAUGUACAUUCAUGAUGUAAUUUUAAUGUCAAUUUAUAAUGUAAUAUAUAUAUGAAGUGUCUAAUAAACGUUUUUUUCUCGUGUUUA